CACGGUAGAGAAUCAUCUGACACUGAGUACCAAAGAAAUGGUGAUGGAGAAGCCAAGUCCCCUGCUCGUAGGGCGGGAGUUCGUGCGACAGUACUACACUCUGCUAAAUAAAGCUCCUGACUUCUUGCACAGGUUUUAUGGAAGGAAUUCUUCUUACGUCCAUGGAGGACUGGAUGCCAGUGGGAAGCCGCAAGAAGCAGUGUAUGGUCAAGCUGAGAUACACAAGAAGGUGAUGUCGUUGCAAUUCAGCGAGUGCCACACCAAGAUCCGUCACGUGGAUGCUCACGCCACCCUGAGCGAUGGGGUGGUUGUGCAAGUGAUGGGAGAGCUGUCCAACAACGGGCAGCCGAUGAGGAAGUUCAUGCAGACCUUUGUGCUUGCUCCAGAAGGUUCUGUUCCGAACAAGUUCUAUGUCCAUAAUGAUAUCUUCAGGUAUGAAGAUGAAGUAUUUGGGGAUUCAGAAGGAGAACUUGAUGAAGAGUCUGAGGAAGAGGUGGAAGAGGAGCAGGAGGAAAGACAACCAUCACCUGAACCUGUGCAAGAGAAUGCAAGCAGUACUUACUAUGAAAACCAUCCUGUAACCAAUGGGAUAGAGGAGGCACUAGAGGAAUCGUCUCAUGAGCCUGAGCCGGAAUUGGAAUCUGAAACCAAAACCGAGGAGCUGAAAGCUGAAGUAGAAGAAAAGACCCUUGAGGAGCUGGAGGAGAAGUCUCCAUCUCCACCUCCUGUAGAACCUGUUUCACUACCGCAAGAACCACCAAAGGCUUUCUCUUGGGCUUCAGUGACCAGUAAAAACCUGCCUCCUAGUGGUACUGUUUCUUCCUCUGGAAUUCCACCCCAUGUUAAAGCACCAGUCUCACAGCCAAGAGUUGAAACUAAACCUGAAGCUCAGUCUCAGCCUCCUCGUGUACGUGAGCAGCGUCCCAGGGAAAGACCAGGUUUUCCACCCCGAGGACCUCGACCAGGGCGAGGGGACAUGGAACAGAACGAGUCGGAUAAUCGUCGAAUAAUUCGCUAUCCUGACAGCCACCAGCUCUUCGUUGGGAACUUGCCGCACGAUAUCGAUGAGAGUGAGCUGAAAGAGUUCUUCAUGAGCUUCGGAAACGUGGUAGAACUUCGCAUAAAUACUAAAGGAGUGGGAGGAAAACUGCCUAAUUUUGGUUUCGUGGUAUUUGACGAUUCUGAGCCGGUCCAGCGAAUUUUAGUUGCAAAACCCAUAAUGUUCCGGGGCGAGGUGCGCUUGAACGUGGAAGAGAAAAAAACAAGAGCCGCUCGUGAGAGAGAGACGCGGGGCGGAGGCGACGACCGUAGGGAUAUCCGUCGCAAUGAGAGAGGCCCCGGGGGUCCCCGCGGCAUCGUGGGCGGUGGCAUGAUGCGGGACCGCGACGGAAGAGGACCCCCUCCCAGAGGUGGCAUGGCACAGAAACUGGGCUCCGGACGGGGAACCGGGCAGAUGGAAGGCCGUUUCACUGGACAACGUCGCUGAGAUCUCCACUGUGGGCAGACAGUCUUGGCAGUGGUACAUUAUCCAUCGUGUUUGCAUUCUUGUUAAUUUUUUUUUUUGGCUUUGGAAUGUGACACAGCCCUUCUGAUCAUUUCUUUGAUGUGAAAGCAUCCUUUGGUUUCCAGUUUAAAUUGAGGUGGACGUUCUUUCCCCAGUUUCACAACAGGAGUCACACUGUUAAUUUAUAAAUGUAGACUUGGAGAAUUGAGGACUGAAAAAAAAAAAAAAAAAAGAGAGAGAAAAGAAAAGAAAACCAGACCGGUUACCUAUCUGCAACAAAAGUGAACUAAAGGACAUGCCCAAUAGAAUUCAGGUCCUUUCAGUCAAAAACCCUCUGCUGCACAUUUUGUGUGAGUGUUACUGUUUCUGCCUAUUACUGUGGGAAACACAAAUAGUGCAAUUUGUGCAAUUGGAGAAGCUUGCCUUUUCUGUUGUUCCUUCUUAGAACACUUGGCUCCAGACAAACUCGUGUUUACGCACUCAUCAGAAUGCACUAAUGGGUACUCUGAACUCAUUUCUAUUGACAUCUGCAGGAGGCAUCGGAGGAAAAAAACCCUUCAUCCUCUUACUCAGACAGAAUAGCUUGUGAAACGAUGCGGGCAUCUGAUCUGCUUGCUGUGACCAACACCUGUACACACCCAAACCUUACUGAGACUACGAGUUAAUUCCAGAAGGAAUCCAUUUAGCUGUAACCUGAACAGGACCCAGAGUUUCAAAGUCGUAGCCCUGAGUACGCAACCAGUUUGAUAGCUCACGCCAGGUUUUUCUACCCGCCCCUCUUCAGUGCAGGGAUGGCUGCUCCACACACUCCUCCUCCCCCUGCCCCCUCGGAAACGCAUUGUACAGUGGAAUUUGUCUUGACUGUAUUUGAGUUCUCUGGUAAUGUAAUAAGCAUGAUGGUGCCUUCUAUGAAUACAUCAUUCCAGUCUCGCUGGUGAUUUUGUACAGUAUAGUGUAUGAAUUACUGUGCUGCAAAGCCGGUCGGCUGCAAAGCAUUUAAAGGAAAUCAUUGAAAAAUUGUAUUAAAAAAAGAAAUUGCAGUAUCUUUCAAUCAGUAAACGUUGCUCAAACGAUCA
This is a messenger RNA of Calidris pugnax (ruff), 2580 nucleotides long. RefSeq names its product GTPase activating protein (SH3 domain) binding protein 2 (gene G3BP2). NCBI's taxonomy places the organism in Eukaryota, Metazoa, Chordata, Aves, Charadriiformes, Scolopacidae. Gene Ontology annotation, cellular component: ribonucleoprotein complex; cytosol. Bases 38 to 1486 code for a protein of 482 amino acids. The transcript has 12 exons. The record is from RefSeq and is a predicted model, not a curated record. Gene Ontology annotation, molecular function: mRNA binding.